AUGGGCAUUCCUGACGAAGACAUCCACCCCGUCGCAACUGGUGCCGCUGCGGAGACGGUUGCAAAGCACCAGGAGCCCCAGGACCUAGUCUUCUACUCUGGAUGGUUUUGUCCCUUCGUCCAGCGCGCGUGGAUCGUCCUAGAGGAAAAGAACAUCCCAUACCAAUACAAAGAGGUCAAUCCCUACAAGAAGGAGAAGCACUUCCUCGAAAUCAACCCGAAGGGUCUCGUCCCUGCCAUCGAGUAUGGCGGCAGGGCGCUCUACGAGUCCCUCAUCAUCUGCGAGUUCUUCGAUGAGCAAUACCCGCAACACGCGCCCGCCCUCUAUCCGCGCGACCCAUUUGCGCGCGCUAGCGUCCGCCUCUGGCUCGAUCACGCCGCGAAGCUCGUCGUUCCCGGCUUCCACCGCAUACUUCAGGCGCAGGGCGUGGACGCCCAGCAGCGCGCGCGCGAUGAGUACGCUGCCGCGCUCCGCACGAUCGCGGAGCAGGCACAGGGCCCGUACUUUCUCGGCGCGGAGUUCAGCAUUGUCGACGCCGCCAUCGCGCCGUGGGCUGUACGCGACUACAUCCUAGCGGAGCACCGCGGAUACUCUCGAGAUGCCGUUGGCGAGAAGUGGAAGCGAUGGGCGGAGGCGUUGGAGACCCGGGAGAGCGUGGUCAGGACGAAGAGCGACCGCGAGCACUACGAGCCGAUCUAUGGUCGGUACCUCCGCGACGAGGCGCAGAGCGAGGCGGCGAAGGCCACUCGGGAGGGAAGGGUCAUCCCGUGA
Fibroporia radiculosa is the source of this 771-nucleotide messenger RNA. RefSeq lists its product as uncharacterized. Bases 1 to 771 code for a protein of 256 amino acids. Lineage: Eukaryota; Fungi; Basidiomycota; Agaricomycetes; Polyporales; Fibroporiaceae. The record is from RefSeq and is a predicted model, not a curated record. Gene Ontology annotation, cellular component: cytoplasm. The transcript is spliced from 4 exons. Gene Ontology annotation, molecular function: glutathione transferase activity.